Drosophila obscura is the source of this 4248-nucleotide messenger RNA. It is a transcript of the gene foxo, whose product is annotated as forkhead box protein O. The coding region runs from base 675 to 2663 and encodes 662 amino acids. Gene Ontology annotation, biological process: regulation of transcription by RNA polymerase II. Gene Ontology annotation, molecular function: DNA-binding transcription factor activity, RNA polymerase II-specific; RNA polymerase II cis-regulatory region sequence-specific DNA binding. Gene Ontology annotation, cellular component: nucleus. The record is from RefSeq and is a predicted model, not a curated record. NCBI's taxonomy places the organism in Eukaryota, Metazoa, Arthropoda, Insecta, Diptera, Drosophilidae. The transcript has 11 exons.
UCGAAAAAACUAAAGCGUAAAAAGAACGCGUUCCGUAAAGCGUAGCGUAAAGCGAAAUAAAAGCAAAAGAGAAAAGAUAGAGAGGAGAUAUAUAUAUCCGAGAGCGUAUAUACAACAUAUACGUAGCACGAUGCUUGGAUGAUCUUCGUCUCGAAGAAGUCACGUUGUUGUAUUUUCUUGUAUGAACCUUAAGCAAAAACCGCCGCCCAACAAAAUAAACAAAAACCCCAAAACCGAGCAAAAAGUUAUGCUUAUUCAAAACCUGUAGAGAUCUGAUAAUAACAUAUAUAUAAAACGUAAAGAAAGCACAAGUUUUGCUCAAAACAAAAACAACAUUAUCAACUAUAACGAGAAAUAUCCCAUAAAAACCCCCCAUUAAAAGUGCAAAAAAACAAAUUAAAACAGUGCCAAUUAACAACAACAUACAACACAAACAUAAAUAAAUCAACAUCGUUGGCAGUUAUAACAUCUAAUAUCUACAAAGUAUACCGCAGUCAACAAGGAGCAACAGUUUGCUGAAUAAUUUCCAUAACCAUUUGGCACUUUUUUGGCGGUGAACAAAAACAGAUCUUAAAGCGAAAGCUUUGUUGUCUGUGUGUGUGUGUGUGUUUUUUUUUGGGAGUUCCUGAAAAGCUGCAAAGCUGCAACUUUACACCGAACAGUGGUACCACCCAAUGAUGGACGGCUUCGCGCAGGACUGGCCAACGCUGUCCCACACAGAUAAUGGCCUGGCCAUGGACCAGCUGGGCGGAGUGGUGGGUGGCGGCGGAGGCGGCGACCUUCCCGGCGAUGUGGGCUUUGAGCCCCAGACACGUGCGAGAUCCAACACAUGGCCCUGUCCGCGGCCCGAGAACUUUGUGGAACAGGCCGACGAAUUGGACAGUACAAAGGCCAGUAAUCAGCAAUUGGCAGCAGGAGACUCACAGCAGGCUAUACAGAAUGCAAAUGCAGCCAAAAAGAAUUCAUCGCGUCGCAAUGCAUGGGGAAAUCUUUCCUAUGCGGAUCUCAUCACGCAUGCCAUUGGCUCCGCCACCGACAAGCGUUUGACCCUCAGUCAGAUCUACGAGUGGAUGGUCCAGAAUGUGCCAUACUUCAAGGAUAAAGGCGAUUCGAAUAGCAGUGCCGGAUGGAAGAACUCGAUACGGCACAAUCUGUCGCUGCACAAUCGCUUCAUGCGCGUCCAGAACGAGGGCACCGGCAAGUCCUCCUGGUGGAUGCUGAAUCCGGAGGCCAAGCCGGGCAAAUCGGUGCGUCGCCGUGCCGCCUCCAUGGAGACGUCGCGCUACGAGAAGCGUCGCGGUCGGGCAAAGAAGCGAGUAGAGGCCCUGCGGCAGGCCGGCGUGGUGGGUCUCAACGAUGCCACACCCUCGCCAAGUAGCAGUGUCAGCGAGGGAUUGGAUCACUUUCCGGAGAGUCCACUGCACAGCGGCGGCGGGUUCCAAUUGUCGCCUGAUUUCCGUCAGCGCGCCUCAUCGAAUGCCAGUUCCUGCGGACGCCUUAGUCCCAUACGAGCACAGGAUCUCGAGCCCCAGGAUCUCUGGGGCUUUCCGGGUGACUACCAGAAUACGACGAUGACACAGGCCCAUGCCCAGGCCCUCGAGGAGCUCACGGGCUCCAUAGCGGACGAGCUGACACUGUGCACCCAACAGCAGCAGCAACAGCAACAACAGCAGCAGCAGCAGCAACAGCAGCAGCAGCAGCAGCAAGGGUUCAGCGCCGCUUCGGGCCUCCCAUCACAGCCACCACCGCCGCCAUACCAGCCCCCGCAGCUCCAGCAGCAACAACAGCAGCAGCCAUCCUACACGCUGAACGGCCCCGCCACCGUCGGCUACCAGACGCUGCAGCCACAGUCGCAGUCGCAGUGCCUGCUGCACCGAUCACUCAACUGCAGCUGCCUGCACAAUGCGCGGGACGGUCUCUCGCCCAAUUCAGUCACCACCACAAUGUCGCCCGCGUAUCCCAAUAGCGAGCCCUCCUCGGAUUCGCUCAACACCUACAGCAAUGUGGUGCUAGAUGGCUCCUCGGAUCUGCUCGUCCAACAGCAGCAGCAGCAGCAACAGCAACAACAGCAGCAGCAACAGCUGAAAGUGGAAUUUGAAGAUAAUAACUGCGCCUCUACUUUGAUAGGACAAUGCCUGGAGGUGCUCAACAAUGAGGGGCAGCCCAUAGACGAAUUUAAUUUGGAGAACUUCCCGGUGGGGAAUCUGGAGUGCAACGUAGAGGAGCUGCUGCAACAGGAAAUGAGCUACGAUGGCCUGCUGGACAUCAAUAUACCCCUGGCCAGUGUCAGCACGAAUGCUCCGUUGGUGAGCCUGGUGAACAAUAGUACAACGAUGAGCAGCAGCAGCAACCUGAGCGGCUCCACCACCACCUUGUCCAGCAGCAGUCUCAGUGCCGCAGUGCAGCUGAAUCAGUUGCAGGCACAGUUGCAACAGCAGCAACAGCAACAGCAGCAGCAUCUCCAACAGCAGCAGCAGCAGCAACACCAUCAGCACCAGCAACAGUUGCUGCUGAGCAACAACAACAAUAAUAAUAAUAACAGCAGCAGCAGCAACAGCAGCCUCGACUUGGCCACACAGACGGCAACAACAAAUCUGAAUGCCGCACGGGUACAGUACUCGCAGCCCAGUGUGGUGACCUCUCCGCCCUCGUGGGUGCAUUAGGAUUGAUUCAAUCGAUCGAUGGAAGAGGAUUAGAGAUGCUUCAUCGAUGGAUGAAACGAUGAUUGAUCGAUAGGCUAUAUCCGUUGUAUGUUGUGGGUGUUGUUUGUGUAUGCGUGCAUGUGCGUGUGUGUGUGUUGCCAAUGGAACGCUUUAAAACGCUUAUUCUAAGGACAAUAGUGUAAAGUUUUUUAAGCACCGCAGAUGGGAAACGGAAACUGAAACAUAAAUGGUUACGGAGCAGCUGCAGGAUCAGUGAGCAGUAAGCAACAAGCAGUAGAAAUCAGGAUGCAAGAGAAAGCAGGAAGCAGAAAGCAGAAAGCAGAAAGGAGAGGCAGGAGGAGGAGUCGCCGCAGCUGGACCGCCACUAAAAAGUUUACAAAGAUAAAUCUGGUCGCUUCUAAUCUAACAUACAUACAGUACAGUACAGUACAUAUACAUAGACAUAUAAUUACAAAAAUAUAUACGAGUAUAUAUGCAUUACACAUAGAAACGAAGCAUACAAAUAAUACCAAUAAUAACCAAUAAUUAGAUGCUACAAUUAGUGAAAUUCUCUGCUGCAAAUAAAGGAAUGAAAAUGGAAUGAAUGGAAAAAAUAGAAAGGAAAGGAAAUGGUAAAAACAACCUCACUUCCUUGUGAGCCUUGAGAGCCGGUGAAAAGUCAGCACUAAUGAAGGAAAAAUAAACGGAAGAAAUAGAAUUGAAAAUAACAAAUAUGGUUAGUCAAUAAGUUCAACUUUGUACAUAUUAAUUUUAAUAACCUUGACGUAAUGCAACCAACAAACUAUAAUAAUAAUUAUAAACAAACGUGAAACGUACACUAAAUGUUCGAAGAAAAAAAAAUACCACUAAAAAGGGGAAAUAUUCGUCAAGAAAACAACAGUAAAAGCUAUGCAAAAAAAAAAAAUGAAAGGAUGGUAAAAAAAUAACAAGAAGCAUAAACAGAAAAUAGAAACCGAAAGAAAUUAGCACAAUUAUGUAAUAAUUUAUGCUUAAUUAAUGUAUUUAAUUGAAAAUCUAAUUGUAAUUGUAUAUUUUUUCUAGAGAGAGACAGCAAACGAAACCCUUAAUGAAUGAAAGAAAACUUGUGUAAAAAUUAUGCUUAAGACUCGCAAUGGAAUACGUAAAAUGUUCUCUGGUUAGUUAGUAGCUCUACCAUAACCUACACCUACCUACCCCCCCGAAGAAUGCGCUAUUCACCUUUUGUUAAAUGAAUACACAUACACCAACCUAUACAUACAUAUGUAGCUGUCACACGUUAAUAAAAGAGCAAAAACGAAACGAAAGCAAACAAUAACAACUAAAAUCCACAUUGAAUGUAAUUCACGAAAUUUCAAAAUAAGUAAAUUAGUAAAUGUAAAUGUUGCCUGGCAAAGAAGCAAAUCACAUCAAUAUCCAAAAAAAAUAAUAGAAGCAAAUGCAUAAGCAGAAAACAUUAAACACAUACUUGCGCCUCAUUGUGUACUUUUAUGGGCUAAAUGUUAAUUAAUAACUAGAUUGUACAAUUCAAAUGUAGUUCAUACUAUUUAAAACAAAUGCAAAAACGGAGUGAAGAUGAAUAAAUCGAUGAUUCAAUUUAAGAAACAAA